AAAAAGCUAUCACUAUGUGAAGGACCCGAGAGUAGGAAAAUGGCUUUCGCAGCAACGUCUCUCUUCUUUCCACCUCCAGUAGUAACCGUCCGAUCUCCGGCUAUAUUCCUUCGCCGUCUCUCAAUUCCUUGCCUGCUUCCGACGAAUGGCGCAAUGAGUCGCCGGCAUAUAAAGAGGGCAAUUGUAGCAAAUGCUUCACCGGGAAACGGUGGCUUUAAGGCAGAGGGAGAAGAUGGAGUUUCUCUGGGUACAAUGAAGCUUCCCGUGAAUACAGAUCUCGCGAGAUUCGAAACUCUUCUCUUUCAGUGGGCCAACAGUCUUUGCCAAGGUGCCAAUCUACCUCUUCCUGUUCCUCUCAAGGUGGAUAGAAUAAGUGGAGGAGCGAGGUUAGGAUUCAUAGUGAUGGAAGAUGAAGGCAAGACCGAUGUUCCUGUUUACAUAGACUGUUUGGUUUUCCAAACAACAGAGAAUGGUUUAGUGUUCCAAGCGACGCGUAAUGGGAGGAAGAAAGAUAAAGCACCUCCGGGAGAAGAAAGAAUCAUGAGAAGUCUCUUAGGAGCUCUCAAAAAAGCUGUUGAGAUUGCUCGAGUCACAUAAACAAUUUGCCCUCUUUCAAUUUAAAUUGAAUUUCGAAUAUCUCUUUUCCUUUGUUUGAUGUCUUCCUAGUUUUUUUACUACUACUUUAUCUCAGA
Arabidopsis lyrata subsp. lyrata is the source of this 692-nucleotide messenger RNA. RefSeq lists its product as uncharacterized. NCBI's taxonomy places the organism in Eukaryota, Viridiplantae, Streptophyta, Magnoliopsida, Brassicales, Brassicaceae. Gene Ontology annotation, cellular component: chloroplast thylakoid membrane; chloroplast stroma. Bases 40 to 597 code for a protein of 185 amino acids. The transcript has 3 exons. The record is from RefSeq and is a predicted model, not a curated record.